Messenger RNA from Camellia sinensis, 4548 nucleotides. The record is from RefSeq and is a predicted model, not a curated record. Lineage: Eukaryota; Viridiplantae; Streptophyta; Magnoliopsida; Ericales; Theaceae.
AUGGUAAACUUUUUCGAUGCAAUCCCAAGAAGAAAUAGAACAGGAUGGCGUAGGCCGCGAGCAACAGUUUUUCCAACCAUUCACGAAGAAGGCAAUUUGGUUGCGACUAAUGUUUUUAGACGGGAAAGUAGAAUGACUGCACUCGCACGUAUUGACUUACCCCGAUAUGCACCAACUCAUUCGACGUAUGAGCAUGGAAGCACGAGUGGCAACAUACAAGAUCUUCGCGAAGUUCAGAUGGAAGGAAAUAUCCCUCACGUCGACCACAAUCAGGAUGCUUUCAGUGAUGAAGAUAUUCCAGAUAAUCGAUCAUUUAUCCAUAGGAGCUAUCAUAAUUGUGCAAGAAAUUUUCAUGAAAGUGAAAGGUUCCAAAGAAUGCAGUUCCCUGCUCCAACUACAUGUAGACAUUGCAACACAAGAUUGUUCCACCGUGAAACAUCUACCAUGUGUUGUAAUAAUGGAACAAUUAUUUUGCCACCAGUAACAGCUCCAAAUGACAUGAUUGAUAUUUUCUCUGACCAAAUAGUGGAAGGUCGUCAUUUCAGACAAAAUAUUCGAGCCUACAAUCAUGUUUUCUCAUUCACUUCAAUGGGUGUUCAUGUUGAUGAAAACUUAGCAACAAGAACUCGAGGUGUGUACACGUUUCGUGCACAAGGAGCCAUAUAUCAUAAGAUUGGGAGUCUCUUACUAAAUUCUAGCAACAGACCGAGAUAUUUGCAACUGUAUGUUUAUGACACUGACCACGAGAAUGAGAAUCGAAUGUCUGAAAAUGAUGAAUUGCACUUGGAUUUGCUUGACAAGAUAAAGAAUAUUUUAAAUACUCAUAAUCCAUUUGUACACACGUUUUGCCAAUUGGCUCAGCGUCCAGACAUACAUGAAUGUAGACUUCAAAUCAAAGAGCAACCACGUAAUAGGCCCCAAUACAACCUUCCUACUGCUCCUGAAGUUGCUGCAGUUUUAUAUCCUCUGUUGUUACCCUACGGUUCAUAUGGAUGGGAUGUAAAUAUCAGAAGUAAUGAUGGCAGAAAAGUAACAUGUUGUGAUUUCUAUUCUUAUAUGCUACAGAUUCGCCCUGGUGAUCAAUCUCUUUUUCUUCGAGGAGGUCGUCUCUUACAGCAGUAUGUUGUAGAUAAUUACGUGAAGAUUGAGUCCAACAAAUUAAGAUGGAUACGUACUCAUCAGAAUCACAUUCGAGCAGAUUUUUAUCAAGGUCUUCUAGAUGCAAUACAUGCUGGUGAAAAUUAUGGAGGUAAUGUUGGUCGUAGAACAAUAUUGCCAUCGUCAUUUGUUGGUAGCCCACGAGACAUGUAUCAGCGAUAUCAAGAUGCAAUGGCUCUGGUCCAAAAGUAUGGAAAACCUGAUCUUUUCCUUACGAUGACCUGCAAUCCAAAUUGGCCUGAAAUUAAAGCUGAGUUGCUACCUGGACAGUCACCACAUGAUCGUCCUAAUUUGCUAACAAGAAUAUUUCAUUCAAAAUUUGAUGAGAUGAAGACCGACAUUCUUACAAAACAUGUACUUGGGAAGUUACGCACUCCUGAUGAUUAUGAUAACAUUGUCAGAGCUGAAAUUCCAGACAAGAGAUUAGAGCCUAGAUUAUACAGUGCAGUUCUGAAACACAUGAUACAUGGCCCAUGUGGAAUGUACAAUGAACGGUCCCCGUGUAUGACAAAUGGUCGGUGCAAAAGACGUUUCCCAAAGCCAUUUUCUUCAAUUACUACACUUGGAAACGAUUCAUAUCCUAUUUAUCGAAGAAGAGAAGGGGAGUCAGUUCCUGUAGAGAGUAAUCCAAGCGUCUUGGUGGAUAAUAGUUGGGUCAUUCCAUGCAACCCAUGGUUGCUCUUGAAAUAUGAUUUUCAUAUCAAUCUUGAAAUUUACAGUAGUGUUACAAGUAUGAAGUAUUUAUACAAAUAUGUUUAUAAAGGGCCUGACCGUGUUGCAUUAGAAGUUCGUCAAGGUCCUAAUUAUGACGAAGUACAACAGUUCAUAGAUGGAAGAUGGGUUUGUGCUCCAGAAGCAUUGUGGAAAAUAUUCAAAUUCUCAAUGACCAAAAUGACUCCUAGCAUAGAACGCCUCCAAAUACACUUACCAAAUAAGCAGCAAGUGAGGUUUUGUACGUUCCAAGACAUCACAAAUGUUUUAGGCGAUGACUAUUAUUCCAGAACAAUGCUUACCCAAUUCUUUCAAUUAAAUGUUGAUGAUGAAACUGCAAAUCGAUACUUAUAUCGAGAGAUACCGCAACACUAUAGAUGGUGCAAUAGCGCAAAGAUUUGGCAGUUGAGAUUGAACCAUGAAAGAGUAAUUGGUAGAAUUUACACAAUUUCGCCAUCAGAAAGGGAGAGAUUUUACUUGAGAAUUUUACUCAAUCAUAUUCGAGGACCAAAAUCAUUCGAUCAUUUGUUGAUGGUUAAUGGAAUUGCGUACCCAACUUUUAAACAAGCAACUGAACAUCAUGGUUUGUUAGAGCAUGAUGAUAGCAUACGACAAUGUUUGUUAGAAGCUGCAACCAUGCACAUGCCAUCAGCUUUAAGGAGAUUGUUCGUUACAAUUUUGGUUUACUGUGUGCCAACAGGGGUGCGAAGUUUGUGGGAUGAAAUUUAUCCUUACUUGAUUGAAGAUUACAUAUCAUCAAACAGUAUGAAUAAUAUGUAUAUCCUUAACAAAACCCUGCAAGAUAUAAACCGUCUCCUGCUACAGCAUAAUAAGAACAUAUCAGAAUACGAUUUGCCUGAGAUGACAAUGAAUUUGGAUGAUAAUGCAACAGUUCCAAAGGUCAUACAAGAUGAGUUUUCCAUUGUAACUCCUCGAGAAGACUUAAAUUCUAUUGCCACAUUAAAUAGUGAUCAACACUUAGCAUUCAAUUCAAUCAUGGAGGCUGUGGAAUGCAAUACUGGUGCAAUCUUCUUUGUGGAUGGCCCAGGAGGAACUGGAAAGACAUAUUUAUAUCGUGCACUAUUGGCCUCAGUGAGAAGUCAAGGGAGAAUUGCCAUUGCAACAACAACUUCUGGAAUUGCAGCUACACUUUUACCUGGUGGAAGGACUGCCCAUUCAAGAUUCAAGAUCCCCUUAAAUCCAGAGGCUUCGUCCGUGUGUUCCAUUCCUAAACAAUCAGAUUUGGCAGAAUUGAUUAGACGUGCAACAGUCAUCAUUUGGGAUGAAGCUACAAUGACAAAUCGUUAUGCUUUUGAAGCCUUGAACCGAACACUCAUAGACAUCACUGGUGUUGAUUAUCCAUUUGGUGGCAAACUUAUGGUGUUUGGUGGUGAUUUUCGACAAGUACUUCCAGUUGUUCCUAAAGGUACAAAAGCUGAAACUAUUGCUGCAUCGAUAGUCAAAUCACCUCUUUGGAGUCACAUUCAAAUACUUCGUUUAAAGCAAAACAUGCGCUCUAUAAAUGACCAACAGUUUGGUGAAUUUCUUUUAUCUGUUGGAAAUGGUGUACAACCUACCAUUAUAGAUGAAAUGAUCAAAGUACCAACAUCGAUGGCAAUACCAUGGAAUGGUGAAGAAUCAAUAGUUCAACUAUUAGAAGAAAUUUAUCCUGAUAUCAUAAACCAUUCUUUUGACGCCGAGUAUAUGGUUAGUAGGGGCAUAAUAACUCCUCGCAAUGAAGAUGUCGACAAGCUCAAUGAGAAAAUCAUUCAGAGAUUUCCAGGAGAAUCAAGAGUGUACCACUCAUUUGAUAAAGUUGAAAAUGAUACCCAAAAUUUGUAUCAACAAGAGUUUUUAAAUUCCAUUUCACCAGGAGGAACCCCACAUGCAUUGCAUUUGAAAGUUGGAGCCCCUAUUAUGCUUUUGAGGAAUCUUGACCCUUCUUCUGGUUUGUGCAAUGGCACAAGGCCACUGUGUCGAGCUUUGAACGAUAAUUUCAUAGAUUCAGAGAUUUUAACAGGACAUUUCAAAGGCACGAGAGUUUUCCUACAUCACAUUCCAUUAAAGGCUCCGGAAAACUUAAAACUUCCAUUUGAAAUGACUCGCACGCAAUUUCCAGUUCGCCUUAGUUUUGCUUUGACGAUUAAUAAAUCACAAGGUCAAACAAUUCCACAUGUGGGAAUUUACCUUCCGGAUCAUGUAUUUAGUCAUGGGCAACUAUAUGUUGCUUUAUCUCGAGGGGUGUCAGAUCAAACAACGAAAGUCUUGGUUAAAAAGGGUUCAGUUAAUAAUGAAGAAGGAGUGUAUACCCGCAAUGUAGUCUACAAAGACCUACUUCAGCUUUGGGAGAAUUAUCAGGAGGAAGCAAAUAUGGUUGCAGAUAAGAAAGUUAAAAAUCAGGUCAAACAGUUCUCCAUAUACAGUCUUGGAUGGAAGGUCUCUAUUAAAGUUGAUAAAAAAACAAUUGGGAAAAUUAAUUGUGCGAGAGCUUUUGAGGCAACGACAACAUCGUUUACUGUUGUCAUAGAUCUAUGGCAAAAAUUGCAUCAAAACAAUUUGAAGAGAUCAUUGAAUGUGACAUUUGAUAUGAACGAUGUCAAUCUAUGUCGAUAUGAUUUGCAGGAUCUCCGGAUUUGCAGGAUCUCCGGUCUCAUGUUAUCAAAUUUAGAUUUUAUAUGA